Botrytis cinerea B05.10 is the source of this 2646-nucleotide messenger RNA. RefSeq lists its product as hypothetical. Gene Ontology annotation, molecular function: transmembrane transporter activity. The transcript has 2 exons. Lineage: Eukaryota; Fungi; Ascomycota; Leotiomycetes; Helotiales; Sclerotiniaceae. The record is from RefSeq and is a predicted model, not a curated record. Gene Ontology annotation, biological process: transmembrane transport. The coding region runs from base 1026 to 2522 and encodes 498 amino acids.
GAUGCAUGCCAAUUCUAUCCUAACAAGCCUAAUGAUGUUUGGGGAACCAACGAAUCCAUAAUUUCGCCGAAAUUUUUCAAACUCUCUCCAGCCAAGCAAGUAGGUAAAUCUCUUGGCCCUGGCGAGUCCGGGCCACGUUCAUGUUCAACAGAGAGCCGCAUGCGUGGCACCGGUAUCGCCGUGGAGAAUGUGGAGGCCAAUGAGAUCACACAUUUCCGUAGAGGCCAAUCCGAAGACAAGAUUUUGGAUCUACUCAAGCUUAUUGAAAUUCGUUCAUUUGAAAUUUAAAUGCCAUGUUUGUGUUGAUGAUGGGAGUAAAAGUGGAAUCAGACUUUUCGCCAAGCGGCUAAAGUAACGCGGGGCACCACGGGGUGCGGGGGAAAUUCGCGGAAAUGUAAGACUUGGCCAAUAGCACAGCCCCAAAUAUGGAUAGAGUUUUUCUAUCACAAGUAUGUUCGAUGGACUCAUGGUUGGUACUCCAGACAAGGGGUGUAUUGACGCGAAUUCCUUGGUGUUUGCCGUGCGGCGAGUCCUUCUAGACUCUAGAGACAUUCAUAACCCACUCUUGGGCUAGUCGCCCAAUCACGACAACGUGUAUUGGGAAAACCCCCUUUCGCGUGUUCAUUUCGCUCUAAGGAUAAGGGCAUGUCUUGGAUGUGUAACUGAAAUUGGUGUAGUCAGAUAAUAGCACACGCUAUGGAUGUAGGGAUGCUUCCUGGAAACUCUUGAUCAGCUAGUGCGGGCAUGAAGUGUGGGUGUAUGUGAACAGGAGGGCCAAGGACCAUUUCACCGAAAAUUUCAAUGUUGGGGAUAUUGUGGACAUUGGGGAUAUCUCCAAAUGGUGAUAAAUAGGAAACAGAAUAUCCUCUUUUUUGGAGGACCAGACAGUUCGACAAGUCUCAUCUGACUGAUACUUCCUGCUUUCUUCUCUUUCAUCAUCCAAUCUAUCUUUCUGUAUCAAAUUCAAAUACAAUUACUUUUAUCGAUUCUCCAACCCUAUCAUCAAACUAGCGCGCGACGUCAUCAUGUUUGGAAAGAAAACAGAACCCGAAGUUCAAGAUGUCUUGGAACAGCGUCGUCCUUCCAAUGCCGAAGCAAUGGACAACCGAUCGGUUGGUAAUACCGGCUUGACUGGCGCUGCAUCCUUAACUGUCAGACAAUCUAUUUACCCCAUCACCCUUGUCACCAUCCUGUUUUUUCUCUGGGGUUUCGCCUACGGAUUACUCGAUGUCUUGAACGCCAAGUUCCAGACCGCGCUCAACAUUACUGCUGCCAAGGCCGGCGGAUUGCAAGGUGCAUACUUCGGUGCUUACUUCAUCGGUCCCCUCACAUAUUCGGGAUGGAUAGUGCGAAGAUUCGGAUACAGAUGGACAUUCAUUGUCGGUCUCUGCAUCUACGGUGUAGGAGCCCUGAUGUUCUGGCCUUCCGCAGUCUACAGAUCCUUCCCCGGUUUCUGCGGAAGUUUGUUCAUUGUCGGUUCCGGACUCAGCACGCUCGAAACCUCUGCAAAUCCAUUCAUCGCCACCUGCGGACCUCCUCGUCUUUCCGAGUUCCGCCUGGAACUCUCCCAAGCGUUCCAGGCUGUCGGUUCAGUUGUCGCCCCUCUCUUGGCUUCCAGAGUCUUUUUCAAAGAAGGCGAAGGUGAAGAUUUAUCUAAAGUUCAAUGGACUUAUCUCGGUAUUGCCGCUUUCGUCUUCCUCCUCGCUGUUGUAUUCUUCUUCAGCAAACUCCCAGAAAUCACAGAUGCGGAUAUGGCACUCCAAAGCGAACAAUCCGCCGGUCUCACUGGAUUCGAAGAGAAACCCAUGCGCAGACAAUACAAGCUAUUCUUCGGCGUUGCAGCUCAAUUCUGUUAUGUCGGUGCUCAAGUAGGUGUUGCAGCCAACUUCAUCAAGUAUGCCGAGGAGAGUGCUUCACUUUCUUCCGCAGCUGCCACCGAUAGAUUUGCUAUUGCUCAAGGUCUUUUUGCAAUUGGUAGAUUUGCGGCCGCUGGUAUGAUGAUGCUUGUCAAGCCCCGUUACGUACUCAUGAUAUUCAUGACUGCAAUUAUGAUUUUCAUCUCUAUUGCUAUUGGUGUUAAGGGCGAAGCCGGUGUUGCUAUGUUAUCUAUUGUUCUCUUCUUCGAAUCCUGUAUCUUCCCCACAAUUUUCACCCUCGCUAUUCGUGGUCUUGGUCGCCACACCAAGAGAGGUUCUUCGUGGAUUGUGGCCGCCGUCUCAGGUGGUGCUCUCUUCCCGGCUCUCACUGGUCUUCUUGCCGAUAAGAAGGGCUAUCACAUUGCCAUGAUCGUUCCACUGAUCGGUUUCUUCGUCGCUUUUGCAUUCCCCAUCUACCUCAACACUGUAUGCGCAAAGGAACUCGAUGGAUUCAGUGCUACCAAGAUCGGAUACGAAGGAGCUGAUUUGUCUGCUGAAAAGAGGGAGGACAGUAUGAUUUGGGAGGAGAAGGGUACAACCGGUGCCGACGCUCAUCAUUUGGAACUAGAGGAAUCCGAGAGCAGGAGGAGACAUAAUGCUUUGUAGAUGGAAUGAGAAAUGAAUAAUAGAAUUUUGGGAUUAUCGCUGGAUAUUACUAGAAAUAGAGGAUAGAAAUAUUAGAACGGCUCGAGUAUUAUGAAUCACAAUUAGAGAACUUUACUUUUGUACA